AUGGCUUCUAUCCGCGCGAACUGCCGCAAGGUUAUGUGCAUCGGCCGCAACUAUGCCGAUCACAUUACUGAGCUCAAUAACACAGCUCCUAAGCAGCCAUUCUUUUUCCUCAAGCCUGUAUCCUCAAUCCUCUCCCCCGGCUCGGGUCCCGUCCUCCGUCCCAAGGGCGUCAGCUUGCACUAUGAGGUUGAAUUGGGUCUGGUGAUUGGCAAGACUGUGCGCGAUCUCGAUCCCAACGAUGAGAAGGCUGCAUUGGACUCGAUUCAGAGCUACGUGCUCGCCAUUGAUAUGACAGCUCGCAAUGUGCAAGACGAGGCCAAGAAGAAGGGUCUUCCCUGGUCCAUCGCUAAGGGCUUCGACACCUUCCUCCCUAUCUCGCAGGAGAUUGCCAAGUCGCGCAUCCCUAACCCUCACGACGCGUUCCUGCGCCUGAGUGUUGGCAAUGCCGAGCGCCAGGCCGACUCGACUAGCCUGAUGCUGUACCGUAUUCCCCAGCAGCUGGCGCAGAUCUCUCGCGUGAUGACCCUGGAGAAGGGUGAUAUUGUUCUUACCGGUACGCCCAAGGGUGUUGGACAGGUUAAAGCGGGCGAUGUUAUGAGGGCAACGAUUGAGGUUGAUGGGAAGGAGAUUGAGGAGGGACGAAUUGAGGUUGAGGUGCAGGACCGGGAGGGGCGGUAUGAGUUCAAGGAGACUUAA
Penicillium vulpinum is the source of this 696-nucleotide messenger RNA. Its product is annotated as fumarylacetoacetate hydrolase family protein. Gene Ontology annotation, molecular function: acetylpyruvate hydrolase activity. The transcript has 3 exons. Lineage: Eukaryota; Fungi; Ascomycota; Eurotiomycetes; Eurotiales; Aspergillaceae. Gene Ontology annotation, cellular component: mitochondrion. The record is from RefSeq and is a predicted model, not a curated record. Bases 1 to 696 code for a protein of 231 amino acids.